GUAAAGCUGAAGUACUUUAAAAUGAUCUUUCAAGCUUUUAAAGACUUUAUUCCCGUCGUCUCAGUGGGGGUGCUAACAGUGGUGCUUUUAUCCUGUGUUUUGUUUGGAAUCCAAACUAUUUUCAGCUUCACCCCGGGGGUCCUAAGUGUUGGCAACACAGUUUUUCUGCAUGGACACAUUCACAGGCUGUUGUUGUACCCCUUUCACCACAGAACCUUUGCUCAGCUCCUCCUCAACAUUACAGUUCUGGUGUUUCUCAGUGGCAGCCUGGAGAAAGGCUUUGGCACGGUGCGUUUCCUCUUCUUGUUCCUCCUGAUGUCGAGCACCACAGGUGUGUUUUACAGCUUCCUGGACCUCCUGCAGAGUGACAGCAGCCAAAGUCACACCGAGGGCUUUCUUCCUGUGGCCCUGGCUUGUGUGGCUCUAACUACCAUGCACACGAAAAUGACCAAAGGGUUCCUGUGUGGGGUCAGCUUCCCCACCAUUGCUCUCCCCUGGGUGUUACUUAUCAUCACCACUGCCCUCAUUCCUCACAGCGUGCUCCCCUGCAAUGUCAUAGCCAUCCUGGUUGGUUGGCUGUACGGGAAGAGAUGGUUCGCUCUCCUGGACUUAUCUGAGGCUAAGGCUGGCGUCCUGGAGAAGAUGAUGCCGUUCAGGUUUUUGAGGAGCAUAGGCGGGGAUAUGUUUGUCCCUGCUUCCACAGAAGAGCGGAGGAAGACACUCCUGCCACAAAUCAACCCGACACCUGGGUCCUACCCGGUCCAGGCGUACGCUCCGCUGUCCAGCACUCACACUGCAGACGCCGCCGCCAAGUUUUACGAAGGCUGGCCAAAUUUGACCGGUGAUCUGUCCAGCCGUGCACCACCUCUCCAUCCCCAUCAACACGGCUCUGCACAUAGCUCUGGGAUAAGUCACGGACUUGGUCCAGAGCAGAGUUUUGGACACAGCUGCAACCAUAGCCAUAGUCAUGGGCACCCAUAGACUUGCUUAUUAAAGACAUAGUUUACUAACAGAUGAGCCUUCAAAUUUAACCUUUUUUUUUCUGUUAAACGUGCAGCACAUGUCUUUUAUUGGAUUGUGUCUGCUGCAAAGUCAAAGGCUUGUUCAUGUAGUUAUUCUGUUUAUAUGGCAGGUGUCUGUCUGCCUUCCUGUGUUAUUCAAUGACAUUUGAAUGUUUUAACGCUGUGGGUGACUUUGGUUUCUUCCAUUAAACGAUUGACCUUUU
Molecule: messenger RNA, 1225 nt
Organism: Labrus mixtus (cuckoo wrasse)
Lineage: Eukaryota; Metazoa; Chordata; Actinopteri; Labriformes; Labridae
Gene: rhbdd2
Product: rhomboid domain containing 2
Exons: 1
Cellular component (GO): membrane
Molecular function (GO): serine-type endopeptidase activity
Source: RefSeq, a predicted model, not a curated record